CCAUUUAUAACGGCAUCGGCGGUAUCAUUGUGCCAUAUACGCCGCCACCGCCGCCGCCACCGCCGCUGCUGCUUUCCCCACCGCCGCCGCUAUGUCAACGCUCGUCUACUCGCUGCUCACGCUCGCCGCGCUACUCGCCGCCUCUGACGCUCAAAAGAGCUGCAAGACCGUGCUAUUUGGUAACAGAGGCACAUACGACAAAAAAAUGCAGCCAGUCAAACUGCCGCCUGUAGGAGUUAAAAUUAAUGAAACUCACGAUGAGUGUAUAAAGCAGAAAAAAGGAUUAACGGUGGGCGCUCUGGUGAGAGCGUGUAAUGCUCAGCUAAAUGGCGCUGCGCCAGACAUCCGACGAGAAGACAGAUCCUAUGUCGUGACGUGCCCCUUUGGAUGCCCAUUAGGCGGCACUGUAUUUGUUAUGUAUUAUUGCGAACUAGACAUUUAAAUAUAAUUACUUUGAUAUUAUAGUUUU
This is a messenger RNA of Cydia pomonella (codling moth), 469 nucleotides long. RefSeq lists its product as uncharacterized. The record is from RefSeq and is a predicted model, not a curated record. The transcript is spliced from 3 exons. Bases 92 to 442 code for a protein of 116 amino acids. NCBI's taxonomy places the organism in Eukaryota, Metazoa, Arthropoda, Insecta, Lepidoptera, Tortricidae.